[Torrubiella] hemipterigena is the source of this 1503-nucleotide messenger RNA. The record is from the annotation of a GenBank genome assembly. Lineage: Eukaryota; Fungi; Ascomycota; Sordariomycetes; Hypocreales; Clavicipitaceae.
AUGGUACCAAUAUUGGGUACCGUCUGGUCAAACCCCCAGACAUGGCCCCUCGCAUUGCUGUUCGUGCUUCUUAGUGGGAGUCUGCUUGUGCUCCUUCACCUCGUCAUCAAUCGACAAAACUUGCCAGGCGACGCGCCGCCGGUGCUAAAGGGAUAUCCGAUUCUAGGAUCACUGGGAUUCUUCGGGAAGAGGCUCGAGUUUCUCCAGCGCGGACAAGAGACCAGCCCCAAUAGGCUGUUUAGCUUUUACUAUGGCCGCCAUCCCAUUGUCGCCCUGUCUGGGACCCAAGGACGAUCUCUCUUUUAUACCACAAGAGCCCUUGAUCUAAAUGCUGGCUUCAUGAUGUUGUUCGCUGCUCGACCAAAUAUCGACCACAUUCGCCAAAACCGAAAUGAUAACAUUCAACCAAUGUUCAAGAAGCUUCUUAUGCGCGAUAGAUUGGCAACCAACCUCCAUUACCUAACUGGCGACACUCACAAUGCGCUUCGCGCUUUUGACGUUCACCGUCCGGUCGACCCCUUUGCCGUUAUGUAUCGGCUGAUAUAUCAACUUACACACCGCACUCUUGGUUGCCAUGAUGUUGCUGAGAAACCUGACCUGCUAGAAACCACGAUGAAACACUACUCGUGUAUCGAAGAAUCUUCCCCGGUGCAAAUCUUGUUCCCAGAGCUGCCCACCUUUGCCAAAGUUCGCAAACAAUGGGCAGGCAUCAACCUCUACUGGCAGUUUCGCAAGAUCAUUCAUGAUAGGAGAGAUCGAGGAAUCAAGGGAACCGAUGCUAUGCAGGUGCUCAUGGAUGAUGGCAUGAGCGAGAUUGAGAUUGCCUCGUUCAUCAUUGGUGCCCUCUUUGCCGGUCUCAUUAACAGUGGUAUUAAUGCUGCUUGGAUUUUGGCCUAUCUAGCUAAGAAUCCAGAAUGGUACUUGAGAUGCCGAGACGAAAUUGACGCCGUCGUUGCCUCACAUCGACAAAACGAAUGUGAAACAGCCGAGGACAUUCUACCACGAGUAUCAAUCGAUGAGUGGGAGACAAGAUUCCCCACAAUCGAUUUGUGCCUUCGUGAAUCUUUACGACUCAAUGUGUCAGGUGUUGCUAUGAGGAGAAACAUUGGCAGCCGGGAUAUCAAGAUUCCUGGCACUAACCAAAUCAUCCCCGCCGGGGCUUUUGCCGUCUAUCCGGUUGAUGAGGCUCAUCUUGACCCUACCGUCUUUACGGAUCCCUAUUCUUUUGAUCCUACCCGUUUUCUGCCUAACAGAGCCGAAGAUCAGAAAGUACCACAUUCCUUCCUCGCCUUUGGUGGCGGUCUACAUCCUUGUCUGGGAAUGAGAUUUGCCAAACUCAGCAUCUAUAUUUCCACGGCGUAUUUCAUGUCUUAUUUUGACUUUUAUCACUGCGACAAGGAGUCCAGUCUACCUCUAGCGGAAGCUCUGCCUACCGUUGACCGGAAUGCUAUUGGACUUCGGCUUCCUACAAAUGUGUUUUUACAAUGCAAACCGCGCUUCUAA